AUGGGAGAAAGGGUUUUAAAGAAAAACAUUGUUGAUGUUCGUCUUUCUAUUAGUGGGGGACUAUCUGGUGGAGUAUCUGGAGGUGGUAACACUACUAGUGGUGGACUUUCUGGUGGAUUUUCUGGGGGAGUAUCUAGUGGACUGAAUGGCAGUAUUACUAAAGGUGGUGGACAAUUUGGUGGAUUAAAUGGAGGCGGUAAUAUUACAGGAGGUGGAAUAUCUAGUAGACAAAAUGGAACCGGUAAUGCUACUGAUGUUGGAAUAACUAUUGGUGUAGGAGGAGGCGGUAAUUCUUCUGGUGGUGGAUUUAUUGGAGACGAUAAUACUAAUGGAGGCGGUAAUUCUUCUGGUGGUGGUAUAUCUGGUGGAUUAAACAGUGGACAAAAUGGAGUCGAUAAUGUUAUUGGUGAUGGAAUAUUUGGUAGACAAAGUGGAGGCGUUAUUGCCACUAAUGGAUUGAGAGGAAGCAAUAAUCUAACUGGUGGUGGUCUUUCAACUGAAUUAAAUGGAGGAGGUAAUGCUAAUGUUGGUGGUAAUUUUACAAGUGGGGAAUAUUUGUUGGACUAA
Vicia faba (fava bean) is the source of this 567-nucleotide messenger RNA. Lineage: Eukaryota; Viridiplantae; Streptophyta; Magnoliopsida; Fabales; Fabaceae. The record is from the annotation of a GenBank genome assembly.